AUGCUUCCCUUUCUUGAGGUGAGCAAUCUUGCUGCCUCGUCCUCCUUUUAUUCUACAGUCACCCACCCGCUGGGCCUGCGGUACAUCUCUGUAGCUAGUCCUUCCCCCGACCUGUUGGGCUCUCCAUCCAUCGUCUACGGCAUAGCCACCUCGCCCCCGGUGCCGAUAUUCGAGCUGCGUCAGGUGAGGCCAACUGCCGACCGGCCUCUUAGGCUCUCACGCGUUGUCUUUUCCGCGUCCUCUCCGGGAGCUGUCCGGGACUUCCGGGCGCUGGUCCAGAGGAUCAAGGGAGUGGACUCGGGCGCCAUAGGGUUCGGCGACCACCCUGAGCUUGAGGAACAGGCAUUUGGGGCAGAGCUUGUGCAGCAGUCCAACGGCUGCCCCGGUCCUGCCGAGACGGAUCUCGACGGCAACAUCAUCAAGAUGGAGGUCGUGUACGUGCCUCCGGUGCAGGACUAUCCGGAAUGGUACGAUGGUCCGACCGUCAGGAAGACCCAAUCAACCCAGAGCGAGGCCAGUCGCAUCCUUCACUGGAACUACGACGUUGCCGCAGAUUCCGCCGCCAGCAUGUCGUUCGCACCCUUCGCGCCGGCCUCGCCAAGCUUGGUGUCACCCAGGCAGCCCGGCCGCUACGAGGAGCGUCCUUCCCUCCUCCGCCGCAGUGUCACCACCACAACCACCUUGCUUGAACCGACGGACCCGGCGGAGUCGUCAUCACAGUCGCCAUCACAGAGCUCCCACGGUCUUAGCGCUCACGGCAUCCAGGUCGUCCAAGCACCCUCCCUCAGUCCGUCGCAGCAGUACCUACGACGGCCCCGUGGUCGACAGCUACAGCUGUGUCUCGGCGGGCAGCUAUCGCACACAGAGCACUAUUCGCCCGCCGCCAGCACCGCAGCCCCAGAACGUGUCCCGGCCGCUGUCCAAGGCGCCGUCCAAGGCGCCGUCCAAGGCACAGUCCAAGGCGACGGGCCCAGCGAGCAGUCGAGGGUCCGCGGUAACGGCAUGGCCGUCAGGGAGGGCUGA
Molecule: messenger RNA, 1023 nt
Organism: Diaporthe citri
Lineage: Eukaryota; Fungi; Ascomycota; Sordariomycetes; Diaporthales; Diaporthaceae
Exons: 2
Coding region: 1-1023 (340 amino acids)
Source: RefSeq, a predicted model, not a curated record